AUGGCAGAAGCGGCUCCUGUAUCCGCAAUAUCUUCGAAGAACAUUGUAAUACUAGGCGGCUCGUAUGGCGGCGUGUCAACUGCCCAUUACCUGCUCAAACAUGUCCUCCCACGCAUACCAGAGCCGACAACAUAUCAAGUCAUCCUGAUUAGCGCCUCAUCCCAGGCCAUGUGCCGACAGGCUUGCCCUCGUGCGCUCAUAUCGGACGAUAUGUUCCCCCAAGACAAGCUCUUCGUGAGCAUCACGAAAGCCCUUGAGCAGUAUCCCAAGGAGACUUUUCACUUUAUCCACGGCACUGCAACUGAGCUUCACCACAUCGAUCGAACGGUGACGAUCAGUGAAGCAUCCGGAAACAUCAAGACCCUAAGCUAUAAUGCUUUGGUCAUCGCCACCGGCGCGUCGACACCAUCUCCUCUCCUCGGUCUGAACCGUGGCGAGGACUUCCUAAAGGCAAACUGGACUGCGUUCAGACGAGCAUUGCCAAACGCCAAGAGCAUUGUCAUUGCAGGGGGGGGUCCAGCAGGCAUCGAGACGGCCGGCGAACUGGGUGAGUAUCUCAACGGCAGAGCAGGGCAUUGGGCGUCGAAGCUAUCGAGCCCCAAAGUCUCUAUCACUGUCAUCACCGCCAGUUCUCAGAUCCUGCCGGCCCUUAGACCGGCAAUUGCUGCAAAGGCCGAGGCGUAUCUUGCCAAGGUCGGCGUCACAGUCAUCAAGAAAACCAAAGUGGCAAGUGUGACGCCAGCCGGUGCAGGGACGGACGACGUGGCAGCCAAAGCCACCGUCACACUCGACGACGGCAAGACCAUCGACGCCGACCUCUACAUCCCUGCCACUGGUACCGUGCCAAACACCAAGUUCAUCCACGAGUCGCUUCUUGCGCCGGAUGGCCGCGUGGAGACAAACUCGUCAACGCUGCGCGUCGACAAGGCCGGCCCGCGGGUCUACGCCGUCGGCGACGCGGCUUCGUACGCCCAGCCCGCCGUCCACCUCAUCCUCGGCGCCAUCCCCGUGCUCGGCGCAAACAUCAAGCGCGAUCUGCUCCUCGCAGCAGGGGCGAAGGCGGAGGCCGUCGGCGAGGAUCGCGUAUACAAGGAGGACACCCGCGAGACGCAGAUGGUGCCGAUUGGGAAGAGCAAGGGGGUCGGGGCGGCCAUGGGCUACCAGGUGCCGAGCUUCAUGGUGUGGCUCAUCAAGGGACGGGACUACUGGCUGUGGACGACGGGUGGCUUGUGGAGCGGGAAGCAAUGGGCCAAGGAGUCGUGA
Phaeoacremonium minimum UCRPA7 is the source of this 1263-nucleotide messenger RNA. Its product is annotated as putative amid-like mitochondrial protein. Gene Ontology annotation, molecular function: flavin adenine dinucleotide binding; electron-transferring-flavoprotein dehydrogenase activity. The transcript has a single exon. Gene Ontology annotation, cellular component: cytoplasm. The record is from RefSeq and is a predicted model, not a curated record. NCBI's taxonomy places the organism in Eukaryota, Fungi, Ascomycota, Sordariomycetes, Togniniales, Togniniaceae. The coding region runs from base 1 to 1263 and encodes 420 amino acids.